This is a messenger RNA of Suillus subalutaceus, 1341 nucleotides long. RefSeq lists its product as uncharacterized. Bases 1 to 1341 code for a protein of 446 amino acids. The transcript is spliced from 9 exons. NCBI's taxonomy places the organism in Eukaryota, Fungi, Basidiomycota, Agaricomycetes, Boletales, Suillaceae. The record is from RefSeq and is a predicted model, not a curated record.
AUGGAGUUAAAAACACUUACAACAUCCCCCUCGAUAAAUGUUGUGAAAGUUUCCGUUGUGAAUGAACCUUCAACAACAGAGACAGCAAUCGUGAAGGCCAGGAAGAUGACAGCCGCCGUAGGAACACUGGCAACGGAGUGCAAGGAGAGCGAGUUGCGGGGAGACUGCCAAAACAGGCGAACGAUUGGACUCAAAGCAGCGGAAUAUAGACGAAGCCUUGCCUGGUAUCGGAGGCGCGUGAGAAUGUGUGCUGCAGGUGAUGACGAGGACGUGUGGAUGAUCUUGCAAGUCAUUGGGGAGAUAGAUGAUAGCUGCCAACAUGGUGCCAAUAUGAUGUGGGAAGCAACAAUGGGCAAAGAUCGAGUCGCAAGGGGAAAUACUUACGGCAAAAAUGCCUGUGUUCAACUGGAGAUGCAGCAGGCGCUAAUGGGCCAUAACCAAAGUCUUGGGCACAUGUUUCGAAUGCUACACGGAAGUAGAGAAUAUGAUGUUCAUACAAAUUACGGAGGACGAGACACGCUCACUGCGAUUGCCAAAAAUGUACACAUCUGUAUCAGUACAACAUCUUCUGCAGAUAGUGCACAGCCAUUCUCUUUCAACGCACAACAAAAACCGAUGGUUUUCCAGAUCAACUCGAUCUUCCAUGCCUGUGUCGUUGCACAACACUCCUCUACAGAGCUCCUAGUUUACUCGCGCGAAGUUGGUCAACUAGUCAUGAUCGCCUAUCCUAUGUCGUGCCGUGGGCAGCGCAUUGUGCCAGAGGGUGUUUUUGACUUUUUGCGCCGUUGCGGUCUUACAUGGGAGUGUUUUUGCGGACUGAUCUCUGGACAGCCAACACCCGCACGCUUCGCUGAUGAGUUCAUCUCGGGACACACUGUCGUGCGCUGCCAUCAUGUUGACAACCGCUGUGGCUUCUACCUGAAUAUUGACAGCAUUUAUCACACUGCACUACUGGAAUCUCGCUAUGAACACCUUCCAACUCUCUUGCGUGAACGUGCUCCAGACAUAGUAUCGCUGGCCACUGCCUUUCGCAGCGCUCCACGAGCUGAACUAGGAGAUGUUGCGCUAACAUUUGUCGGAUACUGCGGCUUCCAUGAGACAAUGUUUCCUGGUUAUCCUCAGCUUCGUGGUGGUCUUAGCCAUAUACCAAGAUUUGUCGGCAGAUCAUUCAUCACGCAGCGUGCACAUCGUCGUGAACGUUCAUAUGGUAGAAUAUCUUCCGUGUUACUAUACGAUAUAACAUUGAGCUCGACCCUUGGCAAGUGCCGGCAGAAAUGGGACAACACCACCGUGUCACCACCCAUGUUCCCUGCAUCCACCAAACGCCAAACCCCGACCUGA